AUGAGGAGGAGUGAUAGACGCGGGGAUGGGACGGAUGCAAAAUUGAAAAUAGGCACAACGGAUGGUGGCUGUGGAGCGGAGAUCGGUGGUCACGCACGUCAUUUGGAUGCUCUCUCGUCCCCGCCUCCAUCGACUGUGCAGAGUUGCUGCACCUCCGCCAUCCUGGCUGUCCCACCAAACCCGCGCACCCGGCUGCGCACAAAGGUCGCUGCUCUCGUCCGCUUCAGGCGCCCGGCACGUGUUCCCUCGUCUCCAUCACUCCCAGACACUGUGCCUCACCCAGAACACGCGAGCAUCGUCCCGCCAGCUACCGCCCUCUCCGCCGCAUCCCUCCCAGACACCCACACCCCGGCACCCAUGACCCAGUACUCCUCACCCUCCCCACCGCCCACGAAGCCCAAUCUCAAGGCCUGGUGGCGCGGGUUCACCUUCGUCCAGGGGGCAAAGCGCCCUCCGCCAGACACAACCACCCCCUACAGACCACACGACACGGCCGAUCACCCCGUCUUCGGCAAGUCCCUCAACGACAGCCUCACCUACGCCUCCGUCCAGAUAUCCACCGCAAACGCCAACGGCGACCUCUACGUCUGGGGCUACAUACCUGUCGUCGUCGCAAAGUGGUUCGUGCACUCCUCGCCUGCCCACACCGUCCAAGUUAACGUUCCCAACAGCGGUCUGUAUCUGAAGGAAAACGGUUGGUCGUCCCCGCCUCACUCCCCUGUCUCUUCCCUUACCCAACCCGCCGCAGCAACUGAAGUCCCCGGCACCUUUCGCGUCAAUGGCUCCAACAAGCGAAUGCGCGAUCUCCAGGCGGCUUUCGAGACUCCUCCCAGAUACGGCAAAUCGCUCGACUGGAGGCAAGAGACCUACACCACACACGACGUAGCCAGCGUCUUUCGGAGAUACCUCACCCAGAUGCCUGAGCCUGUUAUACCCUACGACAUGUACCAUCUCUUCCGUGACGCCCUCUCCAAAACACCCUUCAACCACGAAGAGACCGUAUCAACCUUCAAGUCGCUCAUACGGCGAAUGCCUAGACCGAACCAGUACCUCCUACUAUACGUGCUCGACCUCCUCUCCGUCUUUGCGAGGAAGAGCGACAAGAAUUUGAUGACUGCAACCAACCUCGCAGUGAUCUUCCGUCCCGGCAUCCUCUCACACCCCGAGCACGAGAUGUCGCCCGCAGAGCACGCCCUCAGCCAGCGCGUCCUCGAGUUUCUGAUCGCGCAGCAGGAUUGGUUUAUGUUGGAUAUCUCUCCGCCGCCCGAGACGGGGCCUGAUUCGACGAGUGGGGGUGGUGGAGGCGGCGGAGGAAGCAGACACGGGCAUGGAGGCGGUGGAGGAGGAGGACAGGGAGGGGGUAAACGGAGGGAAGGAGGCCCUAGUAGGAGGGGUACGGGGGAUAGUGCCGGUCCUGGUACUUCUGGUGGCGCUGGUGGUGCCUCUGGUUCUGCUGGAGGUACAUCCGCAGGUGCAGGUGGAAAUGUGGCGGCACUGGCACUGGGCACCCAGAGGAACGCAGAAGCAGGCCCGUCGAGGAAGCGGGUGGGCAGUCUGCCAGCGCCUAUAGCGCCGAUGAGCACCCCGGUGGGGAUAUGGGGCCAACCGCAGACGCCGGCUCAGCAGGUUAUCGCCCAAGCUCAAGCUGCGAGCUCGAAUCCGAACCGACAUGGAGGCCAGCUGACGGAGAACAUAUCCCCGCCGUCGUCUGCGCCGCCCUCGCCCACCGUCCCUGGGUUUCCUGGCGGUCGUGCUCAGAGUCAUGCGCAGAGGCAGUCGGGCCUGAGUAGUGGGAGGAGGUCUUCGCCGCUGGGCACGAGCCGGAAUCCCCAACACCACCAGCACCAGCACGGGCAUGGCCAGCCGCAUAGGCCCGGGCACCAGAGGACGACCUCGAGCCAGACGCACCCGCAGACGAAUGCUGGUACGUCGACGCAGUAUUACCCACCGAUAUACGCUGCGCUGCAUACGACGUCGCCUGAACCUCAAGCAGAAUCCCAAUUCCAUUCGCAACGCCCAUCCCUACCGCCACCUCCACAAGCACACAUCCAACCGCCCCAACCGUUCUCCUCGCUCAAUUCCCGACCUCUUCCAUCGGGCGCCUCCGACUUUUCCUCGAUCAUGUACGUUCCCGCUGCCAUCCCUUCGCGCCCUUCGCAUCCUUCGCACCCUUCCAAUGCCCACUCCUCAUCCCUACCCCUACCCCUACCCCAACCACCAACACUCACUUCGCCCUCUUCCAUUGACGUAGAGAUGGAGGACGACGCCCUGUCCAUAGGCUCCGGGUGGAGGUUGAUCGGGUACGCCCCUACGCCUGCCGCUGACGGUGUCAAACCGAAACAUCCUCUCGGCGGGCUGGGUGUGGGCUAUGGAGGUGGGUACGGCACCGCGGUCGGUGGGGGUGGGUUCUUGAAGAUGGGCAAGGAGAAGCCUGUGCUGAGAGGUAUGGACAAGGAGAAAGACGACAAAGAGAACAAGGAGGGCAAGGAGAGGGAGGCUAGAGAGAAGGAGAAGGAGAAGAAGGAAUUGAGGAUGGUGAGGAGAAGAACGACAGCUGCCCACCCAGGCUCUGAGCUCGCGCUCGUGGCGCCCAUACUCGAGGACGCGCCGUCCUCCUCCACUGCGACUGGUGCUAGUGCUACUGGUGCGAGUGGGUCUGGAGUGAGUGUGCAGCGCAGCCGGACGUUGCCUUCGAGGAGGAAAGGAGGGCUGGACGAAGGUGGAGGUGUGGAGGGAGGGGGGUCGCCUAACCUCCAGGGGCAAGGAGUGCAAGGGCAAGGACAAGGGAGGGGCCAAGGGCAGAGGGAGAAGAGGGUGCUGAAGAAGCAGAGGAGGGCGUCGACGCAGACGGGCUCCGAGAGGGAGAAGAGCCCGACGACAACGCCGAUACCGGCGCCUCGGACGUUAGGAUGGACGGCGGGCAUGGGAGGAGGAGCGGGGGCGGGAUCGUAG
Molecule: messenger RNA, 2952 nt
Organism: Cyclocybe aegerita
Lineage: Eukaryota; Fungi; Basidiomycota; Agaricomycetes; Agaricales; Hemipholiotaceae
Source: the annotation of a GenBank genome assembly